This is a messenger RNA of Perca fluviatilis (European perch), 2870 nucleotides long. Its product is annotated as toll-like receptor 13. NCBI's taxonomy places the organism in Eukaryota, Metazoa, Chordata, Actinopteri, Perciformes, Percidae. Gene Ontology annotation, biological process: toll-like receptor signaling pathway; immune response. The record is from RefSeq and is a predicted model, not a curated record. Gene Ontology annotation, molecular function: protein binding; transmembrane signaling receptor activity. Gene Ontology annotation, cellular component: membrane.
AUGCCAGCAAUGGGAGGUUUGUCUUUGUACUACAUACAGAGACUUAUUGUCUUACUUCUGUGCCUCGUGCAUCAUCUGAACCCUUCCCUGGCUUAUUCUCUGAAAAACUGCUCCAUCUGUUAUUCUAACGAUGCCUCGGCUGAUGUUGUUUUGCAUUGCUCGGAACGUAAACUUGUAACUGUCCCUGAUGACAUACCCAGAGAUGCAAGUAUAGUGUAUCUCUCGCACAAUCAGCUCAAACAGAUCAACAGGGACGAUUUCCGGGAUCUGUCAAAGCUCAGAGUUUUGUCACUCGACGAAAAUCAGAUUGCUCACGUGGACGAUGGAUCUUUCAUCCAUUUGGUGGCAUUAACAAGGCUCCACAUGGCCAAUAACAAACUCACCGACCUGACAGGCAACCUCUUUCAGGGAAUGUCCAAUCUUACCAUGCUUGAUCUCUCCAGAAACAACAUUACGUCCAUUCAUACCUCAGCAUUUCAGUCCCUGUCCAGAUUAGAAACCGUGAUUUUAGACUCAAACAAGCUGCAACAAGUCGCUGACAUUCAGCCCGUCCUAAAGCUACCACUUAUACAGAAACUUAGUAUUACAGGUAAUCUAUUUCCCUCCUUUGAGACCAAAGAUCUGCUGCUGAAUGAGCCAUCAAGCCUGAAGGUGUUGGAUUUUUCGAAUAAUGUGUUUGAAAAGUUCAGCAUCACAACAAAGAUCUUUCCUCACCUUGAGAUGAUAGACUUUUCUAUGUCUGGCCAAGUUGCCGGCUGGAAGUGGGACAUACUUGACAAGACUUUACUAAGGAACAUAACUCAGCUGUAUUUUAAUUGCCCAUACAUUGCUUUCGAAGAGAUCCGAAAAGUCCUGCAGAGCCUCGACUCACUGAUGCAUCUGAGACUGAAUUAUAUGGACAAGUGGAUCGACAAAGGCCUCCUAGCUACGGUUUGCGAGAUACCGACACUUAAGAAGCUGGAUCUGUAUUGGAACAAAGUCCCCAAUAUAAGUGCAAAGCUUGUAACUUGCUCUCAGCUGAGUGAGCUUGAUUUGUCAUCUACUUCAAUGACUGAACUGUCUAAAGGCUCGAUUCGACUGAUGAAGCAACUGAUUUCCCUAACUUUAGUGAACAACCUUCUCACCAAGGUGCCCGAUGACAUUCGGAGUCUCUCCUCUCUCGAGAUCCUAAAUAUUGGUAUUAAUACCAUUUCUGAGUUGAGCUGUGGGGAUUUCACAAACACAACGCGCCUCAGAGAGCUUUAUUUGUACAACAACCACAUUGCCAAACUGGACAGAUGCAUCUUUGAAAGUCUUAAUGACCUGAAGGUUUUAGAUAUGAGUGACAACCUGAUGUUGACAUUUGGAGGCGCCUUCAAAAUAGGCCUGAAGAAGCUUGAGUUCUUGGAUCUAAGCAACAACUUAGUAGUUAUUCUUGAAAAGGGGGAUUUUCAGAGUUUAAGGUCCUUAAAAUAUUUGGAUAUGGUGUCAAAACAUAUCAGGAGGGUGAAACAUAAGUCUUUUGAUGGAUUGAAUAACCUGGGUAACCUAAGUGUAUCUCUUCCACUUUGUUUCGAAAAUAAAUUCAGAGCUUUACAGCAGUUGGAAAAUCUGACAAUCUACUUUGAUAGUGACAUAAUAUGCAAGGGAGAUCACAGUGGUUUUCCCUAUGACAUACCAAUGGACAUGCUGCAGGCUAUGAGACAUUUAGAGGAAUUGACAGCUGAGAAUUUCUACAUUUCUGCGCCAGAUGUGGACACUUUCAAAUACAAUCGCCAGCUCAAGAGUUUGACAAUCAGACAGACUGAUUUGUCAGACUUGGAUCCUGGACUGUUUCAGCCAAUGCCGCACCUGCAGGUUCUCGAUUUCUCCGAAACUAAGAUCAAGUCUUUGGAUUUUCUGUUCCAGGCCAAUCUGUCUGCAGUCAGAUGUUUGAAACUAAGUGACAAUGAGAUUAACGUGAUCAAUGAGACAGUCUUCCAAUUUCUCCCUGCACUAACAUACCUCGAUCUGAAAAACAACCCUUUCACUUGUGACUGCUCUAACGCUGGCUUUAUCCAAUGGGUGAAGAACAGCAACCAAACUCAGGUUGUUAAUGCCUACCAGUACACAUGUUCCUUCCCUGUGGCUGAACAAGGAAACAAGCUUCUGGACUUUAACAUCCUGUCCUGUUGGAUAGACAUUAGCUUCCUCUGCUUCAUUUCCAGCACUUGUCUGGUUGUUUUAUUCUUUAAUUCAUUUUUUCUUUUUUUUUUUUUUCUCCAUUUUUUUUUUUGGUGGCAGCUAGCCUAUGCCUACCGGCUCUUCCUGGCCUUCCUAUAUGACAGCAGGAAGAGAAAGGGAGGAACUCGUCAUCUUUACGAUGCCUUCAUCUCCUAUAAUGUUGACGACGAGGCCUGGGUUUACCAAGAGAUGCUUCCGGCACUGGAAGGAGAGCAGGGCUGGAGACUCUGUCUGCACCACAGAGACUUCCAGCCAGGGAAACCGAUCGUAGAGAACAUUACGGACGCCAUAUACGGCAGCAGGAAGACCAUCUGUGUGAUCACCCGGCGUUACCUGCAGAGCGAGUGGUGCUCCAGAGAGAUCCAGAUGGCCAGCUUCCGUCUGUUCGACGAACAGAAAGAUGUGUUGGUCCUGCUGUUUCUGGAGGAGAUCCCGGCCCACCAACUGUCUCCGUACUACCGCAUGAGGAAGCUGGUGAAGAAACGCACCUACCUGAGCUGGCCCCAGGCCGGCCAACACAUGGGAGUCUUCUGGCAGAAUGUAGGGAGAGCUCUGGAGACGGGGGACGCUCCCACCGAGACCGCUGACCUGCUCACUGGACCGGCAGGAUGCUGAAAAACAUAAUUUGGAAAAAUGCUACAAAAAAGUUGGAAAAGGGUUAAGGUUAG